Molecule: messenger RNA, 705 nt
Organism: Microthlaspi erraticum
Lineage: Eukaryota; Viridiplantae; Streptophyta; Magnoliopsida; Brassicales; Brassicaceae
Source: the annotation of a GenBank genome assembly
AUGAAGGUUCGCAAUGAGGGGGUUAAAAAUGCAUGGCGUAAAGCGCCUAGCAUGAGAGCGGCUCGAGAGAAGGCGGCGGUCGCUGGUGUCCUCGAUGAGAGAAUAUAUGUAAUGGGUGGUUGCAAGGCAGAAGAAACCGCCAACUGGGCUGAGGUUUACGACACAAAGACUCAAACUUGGGAAGCUUUACCUGACCCUGGCGCUGAGCUCCGCUCCUCUUUACUUAAAACAAUUAGAAUGAUCAAGGGAAAGGUUUACGUUGAGAACAGCGAGAAGAAGCACUAUGUUUAUGAUCCGAAAGAAGGUAAAUGGGACGUUGCAGCAAACGCAUUAGUAAAUGAUCAGAGAAGAAGGUGUCACAUAGAUGUUUUGUACUCUUGUAGCACACAAGGUUGCUUUUGGUAUGACAGAGAGAGUAAGGAGUGGAGAAAGGUCAGACGUUUGGAGGCAUUUGAUACGAAUGUUCGUGAUGGUGUUAUUAUUGCAUUAGCUAAUUACUGUGGGAAACUCUUGAUCCUGUGGGACAAAAUUGAGAAGCCUAGGAGGGGUCAAUGUCGAAACAAGAACAUUUGGUGUUCGGGGAUUAACCUUGAAAGACGUAAUGGUGAUGAAGAUGAAGUUUGGGGAACUGUUGAGUGGGCUAGUGUUGUGCUUACCGUUCCUAGUUCAUACGUUUUCUUGCGUUAUGAAGUGAAUUCGGUUUGA